Clonostachys solani is the source of this 1398-nucleotide messenger RNA. NCBI's taxonomy places the organism in Eukaryota, Fungi, Ascomycota, Sordariomycetes, Hypocreales, Bionectriaceae. The record is from the annotation of a GenBank genome assembly.
AUGACCAGAACAUUUGCAGAUGCGGUGAAGGUGCUCCGUAGGCGCCAGGCAACGAAAGCUGCCGAGAUGCCCAUUUCUUAUCUUUCCCAGGAAUCACCAUUUGUUCCUCAUCUACAAGUUCAGGGGAAGCCGCAUCUGGAGGGGAUGGCGCAAUGGUUGAGACAACUUGGUCACGAAGAUGCGGUGAAUCGGCUCACGUUUAUCCAUGUUGCGGGAAGUAAAGGAAAGGGAAGUACUUGUGCAUAUAUUGAUUCAUUACUUCGGGCGCAUAGCAAAAGAACUGGCUAUCCACGAAAGACCGGUCUGUAUACCUCACCGCAUCUUAUAGAUGAGACUGAAAGGAUCCGUAUCUCAGGCCACCCGAUAUCUCAUGGUCUCUUUGCCAAAUACGCCUGGGAAGUCAUUGAUGCUCUGUCUAUGAACCCAGAGCAGAUGCCAUCGACAGAUAACGGCCCGGGGUUUCUUCAGUCCAUGUUCCUCAUCUCACUCCACGCUUUUGUCGCAGAGAAGGUGGAUGUGGCCGUCAUUGAGGUUCAUACUGGUGGCAGGUUCUGUGCAACUAAUUUUAUCCGGAAUCCUGCUGUUACUGCAAUUACAACUCUACUUCUAGAUCACACCCCAGAACUUGGCAGCGAUAUUGAGAGUAUUACUUGGCAUAAGGCUGGAAUUUUCAAAAGAGGAGCGUCUGCCAUUUCUACAAACCAGGUGCCGGCGGCUAUGAAUGUAUUAAAAGACGAAGCCAAGAAACAGCAAGUGAAUUUGGAGUUUGUCGGUACUCUUGAUAAUCUGAGAAAUGUCUCAGGUUUUAGCAGUGCCGUUCAACGACAGAACUUUUCUCUUGCUUGGCGAGCUUGCACAGCUCUUCUCUCGCCCCAAAGGCAGCAUCUUGACGAUGAGGAUAUUCAUACUGCAGCUACGCAGGUGGACUGGCCUGGAAGGUUUCAGGUUCUAUCCCGAAGGGGAGUUUCAUGGUAUCUGGAUGUUGCUCAUAGCGCCCCCUGCAUUGAUGAGCCCGUGAAAUGGUUCAAAAAGUCAUCUCAAACUCGGGAUAAUAUCACUCGUAUAGUUGUGUUUGCACACAUUGCAAACCCUCGCCGCCGAGACGGUGUCAAACUUCUAACCCAGCUCGUGCAAGCAAUACAAUGUAUCAAUAUUGCCCCGGACUACUUCUUCCUCACAAAAGAUAAGGCAGAAGAUGUCUCAACACUACUAGAGAAAUACAAGGCGAUAUGCGACGAGGUACUUUCAAGCCAGGUGGAAAUCGAGCCCUCAGUACAAAACGUCCUUGAUCGCAUAGAAGCGAUUAAGCAACAGAGUCGAGAUGUACAUGUUCUUGUGACUGGCAGUGUAUUUCUAGUUGGCGAUGUACUCAAACUCUUGGACUAUCAGAUUAAAUAG